Molecule: messenger RNA, 3492 nt
Organism: Lachnellula hyalina
Lineage: Eukaryota; Fungi; Ascomycota; Leotiomycetes; Helotiales; Lachnaceae
Product: Protein kinase C-like
Exons: 7
Coding region: 1-3492 (1163 amino acids)
Biological process (GO): fungal-type cell wall biogenesis; signal transduction; protein phosphorylation
Molecular function (GO): ATP binding; diacylglycerol-dependent serine/threonine kinase activity
Source: RefSeq, a predicted model, not a curated record
AUGAAUAACGACGACGACGCCCUCAGCUCGGUCUACAAGAAGAUCGAGCGCGAGAGGGCCCUGCUCAAUGCCGCAAACCAGAUGAGGCAACAGACACAGAAUGAGCAGGUCCGCUCGAGGAUAGACACCCAGAUACGCGAGGGGCGCCGGAACAUCCAAUAUCUAGAGGAGAGAAUGCAGGAGCUGCAGAUGCGGAGGAUGGGUCAAGGGGUGGACAAUAUGAAUAUAGGACCGAGCAGGACUCAAAGCUCGGGUCUCAGAAACGACAGAGAUGGUCCACCUACCCCACCUCCAAAGGACUCGCGAGGAGGUUAUAUAGAUGCGGGUCCAGACAGAGGAGGAUAUGGGACGCCAGAAUAUAGCCAGGUCGGAGGUCAUGGUGAUAUGAUGCCUCCCAGACACCCAUACGCCCCUCCUGGACCUGACCAGAGCAUGCCGAGAACACGCCCAAACUUUACAAAACUAGAUCUCAUCAAAUAUGAUACCCCAUAUCUCGGCCCCCGCAUCCAGCUUAUGUUAUCGCAACUGGAAUUCAAGCUGAACGUUGAAAAGCAAUAUCUUAAAGGUAUCGAGAAGAUGGUCCAGCUAUAUCAGAUGGAGGGCGAUAGAAAAAGCAGGGCAGAUGCUGCGGGUCGCAGAAUUGAGAGCAAUCAGAAGAUUCAGCUCCUCAAGCAAGCGCUCAAGAGAUACGAGGACCUUCACAUUGACAUGGAAAGCACCGCGGAUGCACCAGAUGAUGACAGUAUAAAUAUGCCAAAUAUGCGGAAGCCUUUGACUGGACUCCUCUCCAUUCGGAUUCAUGCGGUCAAGGACGUCGAUCAUGCUACCACCGGUCGAUUUGCUAGAGGUCCUGAGACAUUUGUUGCUGUAAAGGUCGAAGACAAUGUUGUAGCACGUACUAGAACUUCCAGGACUGAUAGAUGGGACAACGAGUAUCACAAUCUAAACGUGGACAAGGCGAACGAGAUCGAGUUGACGGUCUACGACAAACCCAGCGAUCACCCACUUCCAAUUGGUCUCUUGUGGGUUAGAAUAUCCGAUAUCGUGGAAGAGAUGCGUCGCAAGAAGAUCGAGGCUGAGAUCAACAGCUCUGGUUGGGUCUCUGCAGACAGAAUGGGCAGUGGCUCCGCACCUGGUGCACCACCACCCGCACAGUUUCCUUCGCAGACAUCAUUCGGUGGCCCACCCCAGAGUGCGGGUGCAGGUGCAGCAGGAAAUCCUGUAUUAGGAGUGGGGGGAAGUGUGGUUGCACCACAACCUAUAGAUGCCUGGUUUGCACUCGAGCCCACAGGUGCUGUGCAUCUUACCAUAAGUUUUACCAAGCAAGCAAAAGACCGCCGGCCCUUCGAUGCCGGACUCAACAGAAAGGGUGCUAUUCGACAACGGAAAGAAGAAGUGCAUGAAAUGUACGGUCACAAGUUCGUGUCACAGCAGUUCUAUAACAUCAUGCGCUGUGCUCUCUGCGGCGAAUUUCUCAAAUACUCCGCUGGCAUGCAGUGCGAGGACUGCAAAUAUACUUGUCACACCAAGUGCUAUCCCAGUGUGGUCACUAAGUGUAUAAGCAAAUCCAACGCAGAGACAGAUCCGGACGAGGAGAAGAUCAACCAUCGGAUUCCCCAUCGUUUCGAGAAGUUCUCGAAUAUGAGCGCAAAUUGGUGCUGUCACUGUGGUUAUAUCUUACCAUUCGGAAAGAAGAAUUGUCGCAAAUGUUCCGAAUGUGGUCUUACGUGUCAUGCAGGAUGCGUGCACCUUGUUCCGGAUUUCUGUGGUAUGUCAAUGGCUGUGGCCAAUACAAUUCUCGAUGGUAUCAGGAAUCAGAAACGACGGCAGACAUCCCAACCAUCCAUGAGUGGUCGUACUCUAAGGCCGCAAUCUCAAAAGCCAACUUCUCCUCAAGAACAGCAAGGACAAUUCAACGAUCCUCGUGCUUCAUAUGGCUCUCAAGAACAAGUCCGACCUCCCAGGGCUCAAUCUUAUGGGCCUACUUCUGCUUCGUCUCCCGAGGCAGCAGAAGCUGCAAAGGCGAUGUAUGCCCAACAACAAGGGCAAACAUCACCAGGAAGACCCGCCGGACCAGACAGAACUUCUUCGGCCUCUGCCGCUGCCGCUGCAGCCGCUGCAAUGUCAGGAACCGGGCAACGAUCAUCGUCUCAAAGGGAUCCUUACAAUAGAUCGUCAACUGACUACCGUCCUACUGCCACUGGUUAUCCACCUCGCCUCGAGUCUCAUCCCGAAGAUGGGUAUGGCGCACCUCCUAAGCCGCAAGCUUCCGCUCAAUCAAGCUACAACCCAGCGGCGUAUGCUCAAGUUAGUGGUUAUCCUACGCAACCUCUCAACCAACCACAAGUACAGCCGAUUCAACAAUCGCCAACUGCUGCACUGUAUGGGCCAAAUUCUCAAGUACAGCAAGAACCAGCUCCUGUUGCCCAGCCCGCUGCUGUGAUUCAGCGGAAAGCCCCUCCUCCAGUGGACGAGGCUAGCAAAACAACCCCCCGCAUUGGUCUUGACCAUUUCAAUUUCCUCGCUGUCCUUGGUAAAGGUAACUUUGGUAAAGUCAUGCUUGCGGAAGCGAAGCAGUCGAAGCAACUAUAUGCCAUCAAGGUCCUUAAGAAGGAGUUCAUCAUCGAGAACGAUGAAGUUGAGAGUACUCGAUCGGAGAAGAGAGUGUUCUUGAUUGCCAAUAAGGAACGCCAUCCAUUCUUACUAAGCCUUCAUGCAUGUUUCCAAACGGAAACGAGAGUUUACUUCGUUAUGGAGUACAUCAGUGGUGGAGAUCUUAUGCUGCAUAUUCAACGUGGUCAAUUUGGCACAAAACGUGCACAAUUUUAUGCCGCAGAGGUCUGCCUAGCAUUGAAAUACUUCCAUGAAAAUGGUGUAAUAUACCGUGAUUUGAAGUUGGACAACAUCAUGUUGACACUAGACGGACAUAUUAAAGUUGCCGAUUACGGUCUUUGUAAGGAAGAUAUGUGGUACGGGUCAACGACAAGUACUUUCUGUGGUACACCUGAAUUUAUGGCUCCUGAGAUCUUGCUGGACAAGAAAUACGGCCGCGCUGUCGAUUGGUGGGCAUUCGGUGUUCUCAUCUACCAAAUGCUGCUUCAACAGUCUCCCUUCCGAGGUGAAGAUGAGGACGAAAUAUAUGACGCCAUCCUUGCGGAUGAGCCCCUAUACCCCAUCCACAUGCCUCGUGACUCAGUAUCGAUCCUGCAAAAGCUCCUCACUCGAGAACCAGAGCAGCGUCUUGGAAGCGGACCGACUGAUGCUCAAGAGAUUAUGAGUCAACCAUUUUUCAGAAAUAUCAAUUGGGACGAUGUGUAUCACAAGAGAAUCCAGCCUCCAUUCCAACCUCAGAUUACUAGCGCUACGGAUACAAGCAAUUUUGACACUGAGUUUACGAGCGUCACUCCGGUGCUGACACCUGUACAGUCUGUGUUAUCCCAAGCCAUGCAAGAAGAAUUCCGCGGCUUCUCCUACUCGGUCGAUUUCGUCUGA